This is a messenger RNA of Oncorhynchus tshawytscha (Chinook salmon), 1745 nucleotides long. Its product is annotated as carbohydrate sulfotransferase 11. Gene Ontology annotation, molecular function: sulfotransferase activity. The coding region runs from base 407 to 1444 and encodes 345 amino acids. The transcript is spliced from 4 exons. Gene Ontology annotation, biological process: carbohydrate biosynthetic process; proteoglycan biosynthetic process. Gene Ontology annotation, cellular component: membrane. Lineage: Eukaryota; Metazoa; Chordata; Actinopteri; Salmoniformes; Salmonidae. The record is from RefSeq and is a predicted model, not a curated record.
GUCAUAGCCCAGUGCCGCCGACCAUGUUUCGGGAAGUUUGACUGGGUUGAAAAAAUUGACGAAACGAAAAUUGUUGAACGAUGGGGAUUAUCAGAGAACUCCGAAACAAUGUGGCUCUCUCGGGACUUGUAUACGAUGAGAAAUGUCAGCGGAACGUAAAAUAUGAUUGAAAUAUAUAAUUGAUCUGAACUCCUACAAAGGCAACCGACUUUCGCGCUUUCCAAUAUUUUUUUUCGUCGAAUAGAAUAAUUGAGAAAUAGACUGAUAUAACGGUAUCACUGCCAAGUUUUUCCACAUGAAGGUCCAUUCUUUCCCUUCUAUCGUUAAAUCGCAUCAGACGAGCUGCCUCGCAUGAGACACCUCGGGGAGAGGGUUCUGCUCUACUCUGCCAGCUCGGGGAAUCAGGAUGACAAAACCCAAAGUUGGACGAAUCUUCCUGGCGACAUGCGUUGGGUCACUUUUCAUGGUCAUAUUGUACUUUCAGAACAUCACAAGGCCAGCCGUGGAGCAGUUUGGGGGGAAGGGCAUCGGCCCGGGGAAGACAAGGAGAAGUCCACUACAGACCCUCUACAACGAAGACCAGUUGGACAUGUCUGCCGCGCAGGCGUCUCUGCGUGGUCGGCGGGAGCUGCUAGAGGAGGCGUGUCUCACCCACACCAGGAAGAGGCGGGUGUUGACCCCAGACGACCUCCGCCACCUCAUAGUGGACGAUAAGCACAGUCUGCUGUACUGCUACGUCCCCAAGGUGGCCUGUACAAACUGGAAACGGGUCCUCAUGGUCCUGACGGGGGACGGACGCUACCGCGAGCCCCUAGCCAUCCCCGCCAAUGAGGCCCACGUUGCAGGCAACCUGCGCACGCUGUCAGAGUACUCCACCGGCGAGAUAAACCACCGCCUCCGCAGAUACCUGAAGUUCCUCUUCGUUCGGGAGCCCUUCGAGAGGCUGGUGUCGGCCUACCGCAACAAGUUCACCCGCAGCUACAACACGGCCUUCCACAAGCGCUACGGCACCAAGAUCAUCCGCCGACACCGGCCCCACCCUGAGCCAGAGGCGUUGGAGCAAGGCAAUGAUGUCUCCUUCAAGGAGUUUGUGCAGUACCUGGUUGAUCCCCGCACACAGAGAGAGGAGCCCUUCAACGAGCACUGGGAGCGGAUCCACUCACUGUGCCACCCCUGCCUCAUCCACUACGACGUGGUGGGGAAGUAUGAGACUCUGGAGCAGGACUCCCGCUCUGUGCUGCGGCUGGCCGGCGCUGACGGGGAGGUCCACUUCCCCACCUCAGGCAAGAGCACCAGAACCAACGGGGACAUGGCGGCUCAGUUCUUCCACAACAUCAGUCCCUUCUACCAGAAGAAGCUGUACAACCUUUACCACAUGGACUUCCUGCUGUUCAACUACUCCAACCCAGAGUACUUGAAGUUUAGAGUCCCAGCCCCUCCAUGAGUGAGACAGAGCGGAAGACCAGAGACAGGAAGCCGGUCUCCCACGGCUGUCAGGUAGGGUAUGGAGAAGUUGUAUGGGUCCAGACUCCUCCUCCACCUCAGAUGGACUGUCAGACCAGCCACAUAGAGAAGAAUGCCUGGUGGGACAUCACAAUCAAUCAACCAAUCACACAGCCGAUCUGAAUGAGAAGUCCUUGGAAGUCAAUAAUGGCCCGAAUAUGACUUAGGAAAUGUAAGUCUUUCCUACUCAUGCCUUCCUUACGCACUUCUCACUACUCUGCGGGUAUUACUGACAGUGGUUC